CACGCGUCCAUCAUGGCCUCCCUCUUCAGGGCGUACAAUGCCGCCCUUCUCAAGCGCCCGAUGCUCACGCAAUGCCUGACCGCUGCCGUGCUGUUCAGCGGCGGGGACGUCCUCGCGCAGCAGUUUGUGGAGAAGCGGGGGUCGCUGCAUGACUACACGCGCACCGCGCGCCUGGCGUUCUACGGAGGCGUUUGCUUCGGCCCGCCCAUGACGCUUUGGUACCAGUUCCUCAACAGGAUCAAGUUUGCGAGCUCAAGGCGGGCGGUGGUCUAUCGGGUCUGGCUCGAUCAAGCGUUCUUGACGCCGAUCGCCGUCGUCUACUUCUUCAGCAUGAUGAGCUUGCUCGAGGGCAAGCCGUACGAAGCCCCCGAUCGCGUUCGCUCCGCCUACGUCCCUACCAUUAUACGCAACUGGGCCGUCUUUAUACCGGCCCAAAUCAUCAACUUCUCCAUCGUCCCCCCGCAAUUCCGCUUCGCCUACGUGGGCGUCGUCAGCUUGUUCUGGAACACCUACCUCAGCCUCGCCAACCAGGAGCAGGCGGAGCUAGAAGCACAAGCCGCAGUUAACACGCCUGUAGCGCUCGAAUGAUAUACGACCUUGCGAUGAGCGUAGGGACUUGAACAGCGAUACUCGGCUGGACUAUGCAUUCCGGGAAGAGCAUAUGCCCCCUUCGGCUCGAGAAUCUUAUGCCGACCGAGGGGCACGAGGGGACGAGUGCUUGCAUAAACUGCGUCUAGGACUAGCUGCUUUCUAUGUAGGAGAAAUGCAUGAGAGUCGCUGGCUCCGGGUUAUAGGCGUGGACGCAGCAUGCAGGGGCCUCGACGAGCCACCUGCGAGUCAUGUGACCGCGCCUCGGUGUCGCCGAUCG
This is a messenger RNA of Schizophyllum commune H4-8, 868 nucleotides long. RefSeq lists its product as uncharacterized. The record is from RefSeq and is a predicted model, not a curated record. Gene Ontology annotation, cellular component: cytoplasm; mitochondrion; membrane. NCBI's taxonomy places the organism in Eukaryota, Fungi, Basidiomycota, Agaricomycetes, Agaricales, Schizophyllaceae. The coding region runs from base 13 to 588 and encodes 191 amino acids. The transcript has 10 exons.